This is a messenger RNA of Fibroporia radiculosa, 1314 nucleotides long. RefSeq lists its product as uncharacterized. NCBI's taxonomy places the organism in Eukaryota, Fungi, Basidiomycota, Agaricomycetes, Polyporales, Fibroporiaceae. The transcript has a single exon. Bases 1 to 1314 code for a protein of 437 amino acids. The record is from RefSeq and is a predicted model, not a curated record.
AUGGUGUUCGCAGGUGCGGUCGCUGUCCAGCGGCCGGCCAAGCCCACGGGGAGCUGGAGAAGAAUGGGCGUGUGUGUGCGUGUGCGUGUGUAUGUCUCGGGCGUCGCGGUGGCUACCUGUCGCCGUGCCGUCAAGAUGCUGGAUGUUGUGCAGCAGAUCCGUGUGGGCAUCUUGGAGUCAGGAGGACUGGGACUAGGGCGGUGCUGCGGGGCAUGCGUCAGCAGCUGGCCUGCGAGGAUGAGUGAGCGGGCGCGGGGUCGCGUUCGCAGCCGUCUGACUGCGUCCGCCGGGGGCUAUCACUCCCUCCCUCUCGGCUGUUCGGCUGCGACUGAACAGAGAACGACGCCACCUGCAGCUCGCCAGCCUCUGCGCACGGCUCUUCUCCGCCAGUGUCCAUGUCAUGUCCAGCCGGGCGGACACGCGUCCGCCUCCAACUCUCCUCCCCAGGACGCGCUCGGCAGCGACACGUCACGCGCACUCGCACAAGGCAGGAAGGUGCACCCACGGCCCCACACGGAGGAUGCUGCGGGAUGGACCCAGAUGCGGAUCGCGACAUUGCUGGGCGCAGAGGGCAAAAUGCUCCCGGGGCUUGGCCGGAGUCGUGGUGGCGCCUCGGCGACGUCCGUCUCCGCCUCUGCCUCCGCCUCCGCCUCCGCAUGCCCAUCUCCGUCCGGGCAGCCUCGCAGGACGGCUGCUGCACUCGAACGUCACAGUCCCGUGCGCAGACGCGUCGACCCCGUCUGGAUGCGAGACCGCGAGUUCUGCCCUUCCCCCGCGGUCCUCGGUCCGACGAGCUCGGAGGCGGGAUCGGCCCAUGGCCAAGGCGUCUCCACAUCCCGAGCCCAGAACUCGGGGCGCCCUGUCGCCCCGGUGGGCUUGUUUAAUGAAUCAGAGAUCAGCGACGAUACGGAUGGGGACGCGCCGCAAAUGGACGGAGUGUCGCCCGGGUGGAUGGACCCCCUCGGUCGUCGCUCGGCCAGGCUUAUCGUGGGCGGGCCAACCGCCGCCCGCCAGCCCGCGAAGCGUGUGCGCGGCGAGGGCACGCUGGCAUGCCUGGAAGGGCGGAUUCCGCGUUGGGAGCUCGUCCGGAUCGACACCGCGCGGCGGCGACAGUGGCGGCGGGGUCGGCAGAUCGAAGGGAAACGGGCCAUACGAGCGUGCCAGGCGCUGUGGCGCGGCGUAUGCGCGAUUCUAGUGCCUUGUGCGCAGCCAAGCAGGCUGGCGUCCCGUAUGGCGCGGGGACGACCCGCUCCUGUUCGUGCAUGCGGGGACGAGAAAGAGAGAGAGAGGACCAAGGACGCUAGAUCGCACUAG